AGAUCAUUUGCAGAAUAUUUGACACAUUUUUUAGGCUGGGUUUAUGCUCUGUAUUUUAAAUAUUGAAGCGACAUUGUAGCUCAGCAUUGUAGCUCAGAUGUGUUCUGUGGACUGUGUACAUGGAACAGUGUUGAUGGGUUACAUCUUCAGCCUCAUUGACCUAAUGUACGCUUGGAAAUGUUGGCAAUAGGGUCACGUUGGUGCACACACACACACACACACACACUCUCUCUCCCUAAUGUGGAUCACUGGAAAAGUCACAGUGAAUUUACUCUGGCAUGAAAAAGCAUCAGGUGUCUGUAAACACAAUUUCAACCCUGUGGCAUAUGGAAGGAUCUCUUUCGACCUCCACAGUUUUUCUGCCUUUCGUGACUGACGGGAAAAUGUGUAUGAGGAAGUGUUUCAGUGGUAAACCCGUUGUGCCUCAAAAUAAAGCAAAAAUAAAACACAACAGAGUGAGAAGCAAAAUAAAAACACAUGGAAACACAUAACAAAAACAUGGUUGGGUUUUUAUCCACAUUCACCCGAAUCGCAGCACGACGAUGUGUUUGUUCUGUGACAAAUUGACUCAUGAUCUGUCAGAGGUGUGUGUAGGUGGGAAACAAGAAGACAUGUGCUGAGUGUGUGACUUCACUUCUUUAUUUUGCCUCCUUCAUGUGGUUUCAUAUCCUCUUUAACUGACGAAAUAGUAGUAGGUCUAUGUCUCUGCUGCAUCUAUGAACCACACACACACACACACACGACAGCUGCUUUCUGUUUGUUAGGACAUUGUGCUUUGAAAGUACAAACGGCAGGGGUUUAUCACAGCAACUUUAGCUCACUCAGAUCCCCAUGAAUAAUGCCACAGUUAGACUUUGACAGAUACUCGAGGUCCGUCAUCACGGGGAUUCUUUUAAGACAUUUCGACCUUGUGUCCUCAAACUUCCCCCCUGAUUUUUUGUUUUGGAUGAUUCGCCACAAUCUCAGGGUAAAAAGCAUUGCUCUUAGCCUCUAACUCUAGCAGGUGGAGGAAAAUGUUGCACAGUUUGGUUUUGACAGUUUCUUAUCUUAAUGAGAUAUUUUGCAAUUUUUUUUUGCAAACACAACCUCUUUACCUUAUGAAGAUGAUCUUUCAGUAUUUCUGUGAUGCUACAGUUUCAUUUUCCCACACUCACGACUCACACACGAAUGCCCAAACAUCCUCACCCUUUUGUUUGUGUUUUCUCUUUUCCUCCGUACACAGAAACCAGCCACUUUCCCUUUGCCUAAUUAUUACUUUGUUCUCCCAGUAGCCAAAAGGCUGAGAUUAAAAGCUGAAGGCAGAGUGUCAGAGGAUAAAGGGUUUCUUCCAGUGUUGAGUCUGGGUGUGUUGAUGGUUGUACAUUACUGUUGUGUUUUCAGUAAGCCCUGUAUCAGCCUAUCCAUCACCGUAAGGCCUUCAUUCCAUCACUGCAGUAACUUUCACCUAUGCAAAAAAUGUUGUACAGCUAGUUGUCUAACUGAUGUCCUGCGCUAUCUGAGCAAUUUCUGUUUUUACAACUGUGUUUUUUCUUUUUUUUUUUUGUAAUUCAUCUAACUUGUGUUUUUGACAUCGAGAAACAAAAGAAAUGACAACAAGUUGCAUAUUUUAUAUGGUUUAUAUUACAGGAGUCAGACAGUAAGUUAUGUGGCACUAAUAUAAACGAAGGAUAUUUAAAAGUUAUGCUCCAUUUCACAAUUUUCGGUUGUGAAAUGGAGCAUAAUACAACACAACAGAGGAUUUAAUCAGGUAUUGUGGUUUCUUAAAUGAUGAGGAAUACAUACAAAAUUCUAUGUUCGGAAACUUACAAAGUGACUGUGUUUCAGUGGAAUUAAAUUUGCUCUUAAAUCUCACUCAAGAUCAGAUCACUGAGUUCAAUGUUUACAAAAACAAGGAGACUUUAAAAUUAUCUCUCUCCCCAUAAUUUUGCUCAUAUGAUCUUGGAUUACAUUAUGAGACAGAAGAUGUAUCAUUGUAGCUAAAAAAAUGCAUGCACUUUGUGUACAAAAGAUUGUAAAACUAAGUAUCACAACACCAUCUUUUUUUACUCCACAGCAUAUUUUCCAAACACAAUUAAAUCUUUUCCUCAGAACUACAAACUGCACAUAUUCCUGAAUCUAUACAUUUAAGUUUAAAUUAUGCAAUGGAAAGCAAACAGUGAAUGCUGGCAGCUGUAUUGACUAACAGAGAACACUGAGAGGUAGCCUUAGGACCGACUUGACCUGGACAACAACUGAGUUGUUUGACACUUUCAAUAGAGUUACGAUGAUGGUCUAUUUAUGUCGUAUUUGUUUGCAGCCUUUUUGCAACCAUGGUGAUGGAUAGAGGUAAUGGCAGGAGUCUUGCAAGCUGGACAAGUAGAAAAGUUUCAAGUGCGACAUAAGUGCAUAUAUGUAUACGUGUGUAUAUGUGAAAAUGUGUGCACGUGCUGGUCUUGAUGGGUGUGUUUAGAUACUGGCAUUGUCAAAAAAGAACAAGUCUGUCUUGGUCAAUGAUUUCCCCUCCUACACAUAUGUCUUACGACUGGACAAGAACGCAGCUCUCCUGACCAAUAAGCUGGUGUUGUGGAGGGGCCCUGCCCAUGUACCAAAAUAACCCAGUAAAUACACUGCAGGCACUAUGAGAACUGGAGCUGGCCCACUGGCAAAUGCUUUGUGUACAAACAAGGGCUGCUUGUAGGUCUAGAACUGCUGAUCCUUGCUGGCCACUGUUCGCCUCUCUAGUGAUAGGCACAACUUACCGGCGGGGCAUAGAUAUUGUGGUCUGUAUUUGUGAGUAAAAUUGGAGUAGUUGGGUGGUAAAUUAAAGACGUUUCAGUUUAGUAGCACAUCAUCAUCCAGUUUCCCCAUAACUAACUAAGAAUUUAUUAAAAGUCAUUUGCGACAGUGUAAAGGAUGGGUGUUGCAGUAGGUAUGGUUCUGGUGGGUUUUUGUGUGAACAAGAGACUGUAUAUAAUAUCUGGACAAGGCCGUCUAUGAUCAGGUGCCAUUAGUGUCAAUUCUUUUGUCUAGUUAUUCAAUGACUGGGAGUUGCAUGACUAGAGAUUUCUUUCAAGCCAAAUCUAAUCGAGUCGGCAGUAACUUAGUAACAAAGUACUGUAACUCCUAGGAAAAGCAAACAUUUGUGAAAGAAAACAACACAGGGAGGAGCGUACAGGUCAAGUCAUGCACCAAGUUGAUUACUUGACCUUUUUUAACCUAUUUUGGCUCUUCAGUGUAUCUUCACUUGAAUACAGUUUCUGAUUAGAGUAAAAUGUUUUAAAACUUUUAAAACUUUACAGUAAAGUCUGCUGACAAUAGGACACCUAUCUCCUCAGAUCUGUGUCUGCAUUAAUGUGGACAUUCUUUUAAAAAAGCAAAUGUGCUGAUUCACUCCCUACUAGUUGGGAAAAACAAAUGCACUUUGUGGUAGAAAAUUAGCAAUUGCUUUCAGGGAUUUCGGUGUGUCCUCUGCAUAUACAUAUAUAGGAUAGCUUUGUGCAAACGCUGUGUCGUCUUUGGAAGGAGGCUGCAUUGAAGUUAGAGAGUUUACACUGGAGCAGCACAGUGCUCUUUUUGUUGCGACACUGCAACUCACAGACCAACUAAGGGAAGAGUAAGAUGAAUAGGAAGCAGAGCUUGUCAUUUCAAAGAGAGAGAGAAAGAUAGAGAGAGAGAGAGAGAGAGAGAGAGAGAGAGAGGAAGGUGACUAACAGCGAGUGUCACCCAGCCUACUGUAACUCAGCUGGUACAGGGAGGAGUGGCUGCACGACCACUGAACCGGCAUAUGUAUGCAGCGGUUGGUCCAGUUCAGCCAGCAGUCGUUUGCCUGUCUCAGUCAGAAAGUCAACACGUGGAGGAUCAAACAUCUCUUGGAUAAACUAUGUUUUCUUUGGAAUAGGGGAGUAGUUGCUGCAUCCCGACAUGUAGUGGGCAGUUUCUAAGCUGAGACCUGAGUCAUCUUUCUGCAUUUUUUUUCCCUCAUAAUCAGUUUCAUCUAUCUCUCGGGCUGGACUGCGGUGCAUUGACGUCAGCUCGCCCUCCCCUGCCCCCUCGUCCCCAAGCAAUGGCCUCACGCAUUGGGAUGCGGAUGCAGCUGAUGCGAGACCGUCAGCAGCAAGAGGAGCAGCGCGAGCGGGAGCAGCAGCAGCAACUCCAGCAACUCCAGCAUCAGCAUGCAUCUCUGCAGCCUUACAUGCAGCACUGCAUGGCGGGCCCGCCAGCCCCCACCCCUGCUAUUAGCACCCCACAGCAUUACCAGAGCAUGCAGGUUCCAGUGGAGGUUUUUAAGGUACAAACCCACCUUGAGAAUCCUACAGACUACCACCUUCGCCAGUCGCAGAGGCAACAGGUUAAGGAAUACCUGUCCACGACCUAUGCCACCAAACAGGCGGUCCUUGCGGUAGCAGGGAUGUUUCCAACAACAUCUCCCACAAAAAUGAAUGGUUCGACCUCUGCCCCCCCAACCCUCCAGUCCCCACACAUGCGAACUGAGCAGCUCAUGUCUGGCAACAGUGCACCCAACAGCCCCAUGGCCAUGCUCAACCUCAGCUCGAGCCAUGAGAUGGAUGACGUCAUUGAUGACAUCAUUAGCUUGCGGUCCAGUUAUGAUGAUCCGGCAAACGUUGACCUUGUGCAGAUGCCCAACACUCUCCCUCUGUCCAGCAGUCAUCUGGAUGUGUACACAGGUCCAGGGAUGAAGGGACCAGCGAUUGCUACAACCAGUAACUCCUGUCCUGCCAACUUGAACAUCAAACGGGAACUGUCAGACACAGAAGCCCGAGCUCUGGCCAAGGAAAGACAGAAGAAAGACAACCACAAUUUGAUUGAAAGAAGAAGGAGAUUCAAUAUCAAUGAUCGCAUCAAAGAACUGGGCACCAUGAUCCCCAAACCCAACGACCUUGAUGCACGCUGGAACAAGGGCUCUAUACUGCGUGCGUCCGUGGACUACAUCAGGAGCAUGCAGAAGGAUGCACAGCGGACCAGAGAGGUGGAGAACAAUUUCAAAAGAAUGGAGAUGGCCAACAAACAGCUGUUGUUACGCAUCCAGGAGUUGGAGAUGCAGGCUCAUCUGCACGGCCUGCCCAACACCUCCCCCUCUGGCCUGAACCUGGCUGACCUGAUGGCUUCUUAUAUAAAACAAGAAAUCAGCCCAGAGGAAAAGCUUUCUCAUCCCCAAAUACAAGUCCACCACCCACCACAGCAGCUACCCCAGAACCAGUCUCAGCCCCUAACCCACCAGCACCUCUUUAUGCCACAAAACCACCUCCAACCUCAGAGCCAUGCACAGCCUCAGCCCAGGCAUCUACCACCCCUCCCCCAGCACCUCCAUCAACAGCCACCUAUCCAGUUGCCUACUGUGGGCAGCUCCCAGCCCUUUGACUAUGCCCAGUCAAUGGACUUAUGCGAUGGUAUACCUGGCUUUUCAGACGACCUGUCAGGCCUGGCUGAACUGGGGGGAAUGGAUGGCCAAGAGAGAAGGUCUGACUUGGGGUUCCUCAUGAUGGAAGAGCCUUUGUCUCCGAUGGCUGGUGACCCACUCCUGUCGGCAAUGUCACCUGAAGCCUCGGUUGACUCCAGCCGCAGAUCCAGCUUCAGCAUAGAUGAUGGGGACAUACUGUAGACACGUGCGCGCGCACACACACAUCCUCACCCCACACCCCCCAAUGCCCCCCACACCUCACACAAAAGCACAUGCAGAGAUUUCAGGGUGUUUGCAAAGAUCCAGGACAGAAAUCAAAUCUAAUUUACAACCUGCACAAACUCACACCUUGGCACAGACCAAUACACACUGGACACUCAAUGGUGCGAUUUAAAAAAAAAAAACAAAAACAAAAAAAAAAACAAGCAAAAUCCUUAUGUUUUAAAAUACUUAAUUAUGUUAUAACCACAUGCACUUGUUUACCCAAGUGUGUGUGAAAUAACACAAGUGGUUAAAAAAAAUUCUUGCCCACAUACCGAGCAUUUACAAGGGGAAAGGGGGAAGGGGGGCGACACUGCCUGGUCAGGAAGUAUACAUGAAACUUGGCCUUGUUACGGUGAAGGUGGCUCUGAAUCAUAAUUGGAUGUGGGAUAAAACGCAGCAGUUAAUUAGAUUGAAGUUAUCAGAUACAAGGACAACCAAGUGCAUUGUCUCACUUGAUAGAGGACAAGUUAUUUUCCCCUUUACACCAACCUCUUUUAGUAACCAUAAAUGAUUGAGUGAACGAUAGUGAAUAAAAUGGAAAUAGCUUCAUGGCCCUGCAUGCAUAAUUUAUCUUAGGGCCAUUCAGUGCAGUCACAUUGUUCUGUGUUUUUCCACAGCUCACUUCUGCCCUGAGCACCAGCCGUGGUGUCAGACAAAUAUCAUUUAUUACACCCCUCAGUUUGUACGCUUUUAAUUAUUCAUUGUGUGCUAUGACAGUUUUUUUUUUUUUACUACAACACACUGGGAAAUGUCUGUCAUCAAAGGAAGUAGAACGAAAGAAAACGAUACUUUUUAAAAUCCAGUCCCAUAAAAAAAAAAUCUGCGAGGUUAAGAAACUCAGGUACUGUUUCAGAAUGCACAAGCACUAUUGUUUUAAUGUCGCGUCACUGUGCCUUGUGAUUUUGUGAAGCUGCUGCUCUCUCUCUCUCUCUCUCUCAUUCAAUUUUUAAUAUUUAGAGGUGAUAACACAGGGUGAAGACCGACUAUCAUGAUUUUUUUUUUUAAAUGCACACAGAAGAUUUCAUUUACAUCCACGCCAGCUAGGAUUUAUUAACGCGGGAGUUGCGCUGUUCCGUCACUGAAGGACUGAAACAUCAGAUGUGGUUGUUUCUGUCAGCUGACAGCUGCAGCCGUUGUAGUCAUCGCUGGGAAAAUAGCAGAAUUGUCACAAAUUGGCCUUUGUUCACAUGCUUUUAUUCACAAAUUGAUGUGCUUUUAACACGCACUCUCCCACCUCUGACGUUCACAUAUGCGUUAUAUAACACACGCACACACACCACAUGCACUCGCACACCAUGCUCAGCUGUCUCAGAUUGGUGUAUUAACAAACCUCCCAUUCUUCAGUGCCUCAGUUGAUUAAGUGGAGUCGAGUUGUAAGUUGUAGAAGUAGACGACAGACUGGCUUUGAAACAGAAGUCACAAAGAUUCUGUUUGUCUGACGUACAGGGCCGUUGUAGUUACAGCCAUAGACCAUCAAUAAAUGAUGGACGUACCCGUGUUGUGAUAAUACACCAGCUGAAUGCAACUCUUGUCUACAGAUAAGGACAAAAUUAUGAGCUGACCCUAAAAAAAGAACUGGACGGGUCAAAUAAUUAAAUUUUGUAACGAGAUAAUGUUUUGUCCAGGGCUGUGAAUACAAAACAAAGUUUUUACACCUCACUUGUAUCAGAUCAUGAGCAAACAUUUGGAGAAUCAGAGGUUAAUGGUCUGAAUCGUCCGUUGUCGCUGGUUUCUUCAGUGUAAAAAUAUUUUAAUUUUGUAUAUUUCUUUAAUUUAGUGAACGCCCGGUGUGAUUGGCAAGUAGCUUGAGAAAAAGUCUGCGAUUCUUCCCUUUUUAAAAACAAAACAACUUUGAAACAGGAACGUGUUCUUAGGCCGCCUUCAUUCUUUCACUGUGGUCUACGACAGCUGUCCCUGAAUCAUUCUCACAUAAAGUAGACGAGGAUCUCGGCUUUUUAGGUCUUAGAGUAGCUUAUGAUGAGUACUGAUGAAGAGUAGGAAAAGAAAUCUAAAGGUGAUUCUUCUUCUGAUUAAAGAAGUGUUUGUUUUAUUGUAGUUUGUUGUUUUGUUUUAUUCUCGAAAAGCACUGGAAAACAUGUUGGUUUGACUUUGUAUAUAAAAGAGUUAUGAAAUAAGAUUUAUUCAGAUAUUUUAUGCCACUUAAAGCCACUUAAAUGUAUUUGAUAUUUUGUUUCAGUUUCAUUACAGGCAUAUUCCAAAGUUUUUUUGUGUGUUUUUGUUUUUCCCCGUUAUAGCCAUUUUGUCUGAGACUUAGUAAAGACACGGUCAGACCAACAGUGUUUGUUUGUGUAAGACGUUUGGAGCCAUUUUUUUAACCAGAUUUUCUGUGACUUUAAAAUUAUUUAUGGUUUUUACAAGACUGGCAUUUGAUUUUCGCUGUCUAUUUAAACGUUUUUAUCAAGGCUACGGGAAAAUUCUUCACCGACUCCUGUUUGCUUGUGUUUUGAAUGUACAGUGGUUUUGUUGAGACAGAAAAAGCAGUUGAACAGUUGGCCUCGCUCUCUGUUCAACAAGUAAAUAAGGUACUUGAUGAAAAGUCUGAGUUAUACAUUUGUACUCACUUUACUUUUGUUUCUGUACAUCUGCCAAAUUUGUGCCUUUUCCAUAUUACCCCCCAGUCCCAACUGUUUUAUUGCCAAAGCACUCCCAUUUUGGACCUUCCCCCAGUAGAGGGAGAUCUACAGAAGAAACUGCACAGGGAAAAAAGCAGUUCUGAUUUAACUGAAUAUAUAAAAUGUUAAACCAGAAAACGGUCACUGUGUUUUUUUAUUUAUUUAACCGGCAUAUCAAUGUGACUUUUAAAAUUUUACAAUAAAUAAUCAAGUCAG
Molecule: messenger RNA, 8511 nt
Organism: Cynoglossus semilaevis (tongue sole)
Lineage: Eukaryota; Metazoa; Chordata; Actinopteri; Pleuronectiformes; Cynoglossidae
Gene: tfeb
Product: transcription factor EB
Exons: 12
Coding region: 4043-5599 (518 amino acids)
Biological process (GO): humoral immune response; regulation of transcription by RNA polymerase II; positive regulation of DNA-templated transcription
Cellular component (GO): nucleus
Molecular function (GO): DNA-binding transcription factor activity, RNA polymerase II-specific; RNA polymerase II cis-regulatory region sequence-specific DNA binding; protein dimerization activity
Source: RefSeq, a predicted model, not a curated record